CCGCCUCGCGAACAUGGCUGCUCCUUUGACUCUGCUGCUGAUCGUGGCUGUGACGGUUCGAGCGGUUCUGUUCAGGUCUUGUCUCGCGGACCUGAUCUCUGAGAGAGUGGAGGUGGUUUCCCCGCUGACUGCGUGGAAAAGAGUGAUUGAAGGUUUGGCUCUGCUGGAUUUAGGAGUUUCUCCCUACUCUGGCGAUGUAUUCCACGAGACGCCACUCAUCAUCUACUUGUUCCACUUCCUGGUGGACUACGCAGAGAUCACCUUCAUUCUGGCAGACGUGAUCACGGCAGUGGCUCUUUACUUGGCUAUGCAGGACUACAACAAACAAGUGUUCAGGAAACAGAAAUAUGCCCUGGAGGCCGACCGUUACCCCCCAGACUGUCACGAGCUGGUCCGCAGCCCAGCUGAGAUGUUCUACAUCCCUGUGAAGGUGGCCAUGUUCUACCUUUUGAACCCGUUCACCAUCCUAUCCUGUGUGGCCAAGUCGACCUGCGGUCUGAACAACUCGGUUAUCGCUCUCUUCAUCCUUGCCACCAUUAAAGGGAACAUGCUGCUGAGUGCCAUCUUCCUCUCACUGGCCACAUACCAGUCCAUCUACCCUCUGACGCUGGUGGCUCCGGCGCUGCUCUACCUGCUGCAGCGUCAGUACAUCCCCGUCAACUUUCGGCGGGUCAGCUUCUGGUGGUUCCUGGUCCAGUACUUCUUCAUGUACCUGGGCAGCUUGUUUGUCAUCGUGGGCCUGUCCUUCUUUCUGCUGGGUUCAUGGGACUACCUCUCCUCUGUUUAUGGAUUCAUCCUCUCAGUGCCAGACUUGACCCCCAACAUCGGCCUCUUCUGGUAUUUCUUCGCGGAGAUGUUCGAGCAUUUCCGACUUUUCUUCCUCUGCGUGUUCCAGAUCAACGUCUUCUUCUAUACCAUCCCGCUGUCAAUCAAGCUUAAGGAGCACCCCGUCUUCCUGCUCUUCAUGCAGCUGGCUGUGAUAUCCAUCUUCAAAUCGUACCCCACGGUGGGAGACAUCGCCCUCUACCUGUCUUUCCUGCCUGUAUGGAGUCACCUGCACAGAUUCCUGAGGAACAUCUUCCUUGUGUCGUGCGUGCUCUUGGCGUGCGCCGCUCUCUUCCCGGUCCUCUGGCACCUCUGGAUCUACGCCGGCAGCGCCAACUCCAACUUCUAUUACGCCAUCACACUGCUCUUCAACGUCGCUCAGAUCCUGCUGGUGUCUGACUAUUUCUACGCCUUCCUGCGGCGUGAGCACCACCUGACCUAUGGUCUGUACCUGAAGAGGAAGGAUGGCUCUGAGGCAACGCUGAUCCUCAAGUGAGACACUGAGAACCGGCAAAACCUGCCGAGGACGAUGGACACUUCCUCAUCGCCGGGCAAACCUGUGGAGCCCAGGAGGCUCUUAUUUUGAAGUUCAACAUGAGGCCAACAGUGGGCGCUUUUACUGUCAAGGCCCGUGUUUUGUUCUUAAACUCGUCAACAUCAAAAAUAUCUUUUUGUUUUCACUCAACUGGCACGUCAUCAAGCUUGUGUCGCUUGCAGCAUUGUCUGACCACAUGUGGUCAGUGGACGUCCAGGGAGAUGUUUAUGAACAGACUACAGAGCAACUGGACCAGACCCACAGUUCUGCUGGGAGGCCCAAAAAGACAUGACUCACUGAAACAUCACGGAUGCGGGUUAAAUAUUAUCACACCAAUCGCACUCCUGUUUGAAGCGUGUCGCUCAGUGUCCUCCUAUUGAAGCAGUGUUUCACACACACACACUCAGCAUCUCCCAGGAAGAACUGAAGUAACCAGGGACUCUAUUGUCGUUUGAACAUUUUUUUUGUUUGUUUUAUUUAUUUGCUACAUAUUUUGUGUUUGUUUUUCACUACGUUGCCUUUUAUACUGUUGGUAUGAUCAUGUUUGUCAAGGAGAGGUUGUUGACUGAGUGUGGGAUAAAUUAAAGAUGCAAGUAACAGUCUGUCGAUUGAACGUUUACAUGUGUCACGCCUGAGAUUCUGGAAACUUCAAUAAA
Molecule: messenger RNA, 2016 nt
Organism: Synchiropus splendidus (mandarinfish)
Lineage: Eukaryota; Metazoa; Chordata; Actinopteri; Syngnathiformes; Callionymidae
Gene: pigu
Product: phosphatidylinositol glycan anchor biosynthesis, class U
Exons: 12
Coding region: 14-1321 (435 amino acids)
Biological process (GO): attachment of GPI anchor to protein; protein localization to cell surface
Cellular component (GO): GPI-anchor transamidase complex; membrane
Source: RefSeq, a predicted model, not a curated record